This is a messenger RNA of Candidula unifasciata, 1080 nucleotides long. Lineage: Eukaryota; Metazoa; Mollusca; Gastropoda; Stylommatophora; Geomitridae. The record is from the annotation of a GenBank genome assembly.
AUGAGUAUAUUUAACAAAUAUACAGGAGAAGGUUUUGUUGAUGAUGCCCAGUCGUAUACGCGAGUGUUUAAUUAUUUCGACAAGAACAGAGAUGGGUUCAUUGACACAGAAGAGUUUCAUGACUUACUGAAAAACCUCUUGAUAAGUGAUGUGGAUCACCAGCAGCAGCAGCAGCCUGUGACACAUGGAGAUGCAGAAUUGUUAUUCUCUGCUUUAGAUCUUGAUAGUGAUGGAAAGAUCAGUUUAACAGAGUUCCAAGCAGCCUGGCAAUACUGGUUUAGACAGAUUUUGAGUCCUGUGACCGCCUUGGUGAUUGUUGAUGUUCAGAAUGACUUCAUUUCGGGCAGCUUGUCACUUUGCAACUGUUCUGCUGGUCAGGAUGGAUCUGUAGUUAUCCCAAUUAUAAACAAAUUAUUGGACCAGAGCUUGUUUGAUGUUAUAGUCUACACUUAUGACUGGCAUCCGGAAGAUCACAUAUCUUUUAUAGAUAAUGUCUACAAUAGAAAACUUCAUCCUACAUCUACGGUGUUGAGGGAAAAUGCCAGACUGUUUGAUAGGGUUGUUUUCGAUAUUGAUGGGGCUCCCAGAGAACAGAUUUUAUGGCCACGGCACUGCUUACAGGAAAGCUGGGGAGCUGAACUACAUCCAGAUCUUAGGGUAGAUAUGAAGUCUUUCCACCUUAAAAAGGGAACUAAUUCUGAUGUGGAUAGCUACUCUGCCUUUUGGGACAACGAAAAACUUUACAAAACACAGUUGUCUUCCAUACUUCAGGAUCGACACGUCACGGAUGUAUACAUCUGUGGACUAGCUUAUGAUGUCUGUGUUGGUCACACUGCAAUUCAUGCUGUGGAACAUGGAUUUCGAACAAUCCUAAUUGAAGAUGCAUCAAGAGGUGUCUCCCUUGAUGGUAUAGCAAAGAUGAGAAAUGAACUCAUGGCAAAGGGAGUUUAUUUUGCAGAAUCUCACCAGGUACCUAGCUUGGUCAAGGCUGAACUCCGCCCACUUUGCCUGGUUGUUCAGGCAGCUGUAAAUUAUAAAUUAGCUAGGAAACUGGUUAAUGACAAAUUAUUUAACUCAUAA